Molecule: messenger RNA, 1285 nt
Organism: Rhodamnia argentea
Lineage: Eukaryota; Viridiplantae; Streptophyta; Magnoliopsida; Myrtales; Myrtaceae
Product: amino acid transporter AVT1I-like
Exons: 3
Coding region: 66-1283 (405 amino acids)
Cellular component (GO): plasma membrane
Source: RefSeq, a predicted model, not a curated record
CCAUUCCCUUUGCAAAUAGUGGGAGACAGACACAGCCUGAGAGUGGCCAAAAAGGAAGGCGGAAAAUGGAGGCUCAACCCGAGAGAUCAUCACUCCCUCAGGCCAAAGGAACCACCUUCCUCCGGACUUGCUUCAAUGGCCUCAAUGCCUUAUCAGGUGUUGGGAUACUGUCAAUCCCUUUUGCUCUGUCUCAAGGGGGAUGGCUGAGCUUAAUGUUUCUCCUCCUAGUAGCGAUCCUAUGUUGGUACACGGGUUUACUCCUACAACGUUGCAUGGACGCGAGCCCGCUUAUCAAGACCUACCCCGACAUCGGCGAACUGGCCUUCGGGCGCAAAGGAAGGGCCGUAAUAUGCAUCUUCAUGUACCUUGAGCUCUACCUGGUCGCGGUCGAGUUCCUCAUACUCGAAGGCGACAACCUCGACAAGUUGUUCCCCGACCACGAUUUCAAAUUGGGUCAUUUUAAAAUCGGAGGCAAGCAAGGGUUUGUCCUGCUAGCCGCCCUCGUGAUCUUGCCGACGACGUGGCUGAGAAGCUUGGGCGCUCUUGCCUACGUCUCUGCCGGAGGCGUCUUGGCUUCGAUUGUAUUGGUUCUGUGUGUGUUGUGGGUUGGCGCCGUCGAUGGUGUAGGGUUUGACGGAGAAGGGACGCUCUUGAGUUGGAGUGGCAUACCGACUGCCAUAAGCUUGUUUGCGUUUUGCUAUUGUGGCCACGCAGUGUUUCCCACUCUCUGCAAUUCCAUGAAAGAUCGAAGUCAAUUCUCAAAGGUUUUGUUGGUUUGUUUCUUGACGAGCACCGUCACCUACGGGUCGAUGGCGGUCCUAGGCUACUCGAUGUUUGGCGAGCAUCUGAAAUCGCAAGUGACGUUGAAUCUCCCUAUUAGAAAGAUGAGCUCCAAGAUCGCGAUCUAUAUGACGCUGAUCAACCCCCUCACCAAGUACGCGGUCAUCAUCAACCCGAUCGCGACGGCUCUCGAGGAGACAUGCCCCUUCCGCGACAGCCGACCCAUGAGCAUGCUGGUGAGGACGGUCAUCGUCGUCAGCACGGUCAUCGUGGCGCUGGUGGUCCCGUUCUUCGCCUACGUGAUGGUGUUUAUAGGUUCAUUCUUGAGCGUCACGAUGUCGAUAUUGUUGCCUUGCUUUUGCUAUCUCAAGAUAUACAAAGGCUCGAAGAAGAGUAGUAUAGAGGUUGGAGCUAUAGUUGGGAUCAUAUUGAUCGGGCUUUUCGUCGGUGUCGCGGGUACUUAUUUCUCUUUGAAACAAAUUAUGGACCAUUUGAGAAAGUGAUA